This is a messenger RNA of Fimicolochytrium jonesii, 2667 nucleotides long. RefSeq lists its product as uncharacterized. Gene Ontology annotation, molecular function: MAP kinase scaffold activity. Bases 1 to 2667 code for a protein of 888 amino acids. The record is from RefSeq and is a predicted model, not a curated record. The transcript is spliced from 5 exons. Lineage: Eukaryota; Fungi; Chytridiomycota; Chytridiomycetes; Spizellomycetales; Powellomycetaceae.
AUGUCACUCGAACCGUUCACUACCCACUACAGUCUUGUGAAGCGCUACCUCGACUCUUUUCUAAUAGACCAGCAACGCAAUAAUAACGGAGGAGGAGCACGCACACGCGCAAAGGAUAAACUCGCAAAACUAUCCAGUGGCCAGUUUGGGGAACUCUCGACCGACGUCUAUGACGAGUGUGUUAGGAGGGUUGGGGGCGACGGUGAUGUCCCCUUCCUGCCAUUUCGAUCAGAGUUUACAGAGAAACGCAACCAGGCACGACAAAAGCUAGCAUCCCUCCCUAGUUUCCGAUUCAAAGAGCUAGCCGCAGAGGUCCUGUUCGAACUAGAGCGGCGGUUCCCGAUGAUCGUAGAACGAUACAAGAGCCGGCAACCACCAUCAAACGGCCCACCACCAUCACAACCCCAACAACCACUCGCACGAAACAUGACAUCCACCAGCGAUUACCGCGGGCAACAACAACAACAACCACGGUAUCCCCCCGACAACCGCGUCAUGAGCCCACCCCAAGGCUACCCCCAACCCAUCGGCCGGCCCCCACCCCAACAAUCCUACCGCCGCCCCUCCCAACCCACCCUCACCCAAAUGGAACCCUCAGCCCCACCCCGCAUCUCCCCCUACCAACCGCGCCCCCAACAACUCCCCCUCCAAUCCAUCCCCCCACCCACCCAACAACAGUACGAAACCCGCUCCAUUCCCGUCCCCCUCCCCAGCACGACGCGGACGGUACCUAGCCGCGGCGCAUCGCGGAACGCGGAACGGGAGAUGACGGGCGGUGAGGGCGGACGACCGCAGAGGGGGGAUGCGAUGACGGUGAGGAGUGAGGGGUCUCUGACGAGGGCGAUGAUGUCGCCGCCGCCUCCCGGGGUGGGGGCUGGUGGGGGCAAGUCGAGGAGUGAGUUUGGGGGGAGUGAGUAUGGUGACCGAGGGGGGAGUAAAGCGAAUCUGAGUGUGCCGCCGCCGAGGAAUGUUAGCGUUACUAGUUCUUCUUUCGACGACCCGCGCAUCCGCCCCCUCGAGUCCCAAAUCGCUUCCCUCCGUCUCGAACUCGACGCCCGCCCCCUCAAAGAAGACUACGACCGGCUCGAGGACGACGUGCUGAAACUGGAAAAAGAGCUGGAGGCGGAAAAGAAAGAUGCGCGGGAGUGGAAAAAGAAAUAUGAUGAGCUAAUUGAGGACUAUGAUGCCGUGAGGGAGGAGGUUAAGGUUGUCGGGAGGGAGAAGGAGGACCUGCAAGCGAGAUUGGAAGCGAGCUCGUCGAAAGAGCAGGCCGCAGCGGCUGAGGAGGAGAAGUUGCAGUUAUUAGAGGAUGUGAAGCUGUUGACGGAAAAGAACCAGAGUUUGCUGGAGCAGAGGGAUCGGGAUGCUGAUACCAUGCGGGGACUGAAGGAGGAGGUCCAGCGACUAAAAGCCGACCUAGCAAACGCCCUCAAAGCCGAAUCCGCCGCCCGCAGCCGCAUGGACUCUGCAAAAGGCGACCUCUUCUCCCAAUCCUCCGCCGCCCCACCCUCACCUUCGCCAACACCUUCCUCCUCCCCACUCUCCAAAAUCUCCACGGCCCUCUCCGGCCGGAAAUUCUCCCAGGAUGCGAGUCGUUCCACCACCUCCAACACCAAACCACCGCCAAUAACCGCCGACCCGUUGUUCCAAUCCUACAAGUCCGCCGCGGCAAUAUUGCUAGACACAGUACGACCCGACAACAACACGGAAUCACAACCACCCACAGCGGUACUGGGACCGUUACGCAACCUCAUCAUCUCCGUAAAAGCCAUCACCGAGUCCGCUGACACGACCGUCGACAGCCUGUAUGGCUCCACCGCGUUCGAGAUCGGCGGCACACUCUCCCGCGCUCCCCACCCCACUCUCCGCGCCGUCGCCAACGCGCGGGACACCCUCACGGACCGCUUAACCAAUCUGAUGAACGUGUCCAAGGAACACGCCAAUGGGGGCGGACGACGACGACGGAAGGGGGUUGAGCUCAUGAACGCGUUUGAGGAGGGUGUGGAGGAAUUGGAAAGCGCCGUCGUGGAUAUGUUGGAGUGUAUACGAAGGUUAAACACCGAGGGCGGGCCCGCGCGGAACAACAACAUGAACGGAAGACGAAUGGAUAUGGGGACCGAUACCUCCCCGCCCGUCACACCGCUCUCCCCGCUCGACACCCGAUCGUUCCGGAUCAAUAACACCUCACCGGACCCCAAACACCAACAGCCGUACUCCCCCACAACAACAGCCACGGUGACCUCGCCCUCGAACUCGGGACUGAUGUACACCUCGACCUCGGCACCCUCCCUCGCCCGCCCCACCGUUUCAAACACUUCCGCGCCGUUGGACCCGCUGAGUCUGAAACUCUACCUGGAAGACCAAACCGACGCCCUGGUCACCCACAUCACAUCGCUGCUCACCCAACUCCGCUCGGCCUCCACCCACAUCCCCGCCGCCAUCCCGCUCAUCACAUCCACCGUGACCCACAUCACCACACAGACCACCAAAAGCAUGGACAUGAUCGACGAGGAUGUCAGACCGCAGGCGGAGAUCUUGCUGACGAUCAUGGGCAGCGCGGUGGAGGGGUUGGAGCGCCGCGCGAGGGAGGCCGACCGCCAGGGGUGUGCGGAGGUUAGUUAUGAGAUUGCCAAGCAUGUGAAGGAUCUCGUGGCGUUGUUUGAGUAG